Brassica oleracea var. oleracea is the source of this 835-nucleotide messenger RNA. RefSeq names its product transcriptional regulator SUPERMAN. Bases 69 to 674 code for a protein of 201 amino acids. The record is from RefSeq and is a predicted model, not a curated record. NCBI's taxonomy places the organism in Eukaryota, Viridiplantae, Streptophyta, Magnoliopsida, Brassicales, Brassicaceae. The transcript has 2 exons.
UCAAGAGUCAGACAUACAUAGAUAUUCGGUUUUUCACAGGGGGAAAACCAACAAGGAAGAACUCAGAUAUGGAAAGAUCAAACAACAUAGAGUGGAGGAACAACUUCUAUGGUCGUUCAAGAAUUUCACCAUGGAGCUAUGGGGAUUAUGAUAAUUACCAACAGGAUCAUGAGUAUCUUCUAGGGUUUUCAUGGCCACCAAGAUCCUAUACUUGCAGCUUCUGCAAAAGGGAAUUCAGAUCGGCUCAAGCACUUGGUGGCCACAUGAAUGUUCACAGAAGAGACAGAGCCAGACUCAGAUUACAACAGUCUUCAUCAUCAUCUUCAACACCUUCUCCUCCUUACCCUAACCCUAAUUACUCUUACCCUUCCAUGGCUACCUCUCCUCCUCCUCCUCUAACCCUAUUCCCAACCCUUUCGCCUCCUUCCUCACCUGGUUAUGGGCCAUGUUUGGCCCGUCCCUUGAGCCCCAAGUCUAAACAUCUACCAGAAAACACUUGUGAGACUAUGAAGCCAUCUCUUGUUUUGGAGGCUGCGGAAGCCAAAAGUUUGGGCAAGAAAGAUGCUCGCAGGUUCUUGAAAAAUGAAGAAAUCAUCAGCUUGGACCUCGAGAUUGGUGUGAUCAACGAGUCAGAGCAAGAUCUAGAUCUAGAGCUCCGUUUGGGUUUUGCUUAGAUGGUAAAACGUAUAACUUUAUCCAUAAAUGAUUCUAAGUUCACAUAUUAGAUCACUCUAGAAAGAGAUGUUGCUUUUCUAAAGUUAAUUAGUUCCGUCUACAUAAACUAUCUUAGCGUUCGAAUUAGCAGAACUUUUAUAUUACUGUAAUAUGACUAUAG